Messenger RNA from Cetraspora pellucida, 4118 nucleotides. Lineage: Eukaryota; Fungi; Glomeromycota; Glomeromycetes; Diversisporales; Gigasporaceae. The record is from the annotation of a GenBank genome assembly.
AAAUACUAUUAUGCCGGUAUCGCAUCGUAAACGACGUGCAACUGCUAAAGAUUUUAGUGGCGUUUUGGAAAAACUUCGCCGCUUACGAGAAACAGGUGGUUCUCGUGCACAGGAAUAUGAGAUUCAAGAGCCUGAACCAAUUUACAUCGAAGUUAACGAAGAUGAAUAUCAAGAACAUCUUAGAGAAAGAGAGCAAGACAAUUUCAUUGAAGACGAUGACGGAAAAGCAAAUUUAUUUGCUGAGGAUGAUCUGGGAAAAGCAUAUUCUGAUGAAUCUGACUAUGAUGAUUCUCCAAUGGAUGGAAAAAGGAAAAGAACUAAAGAAUUGGAGGAUGAAGCUAAUGUAGCUCGACCGAACGCAAGGCUUAAUAGCUUUUUUCAGAGGGCUGCUGCCACACAACUCUCAAAACCCAAGAUAAUUAAAUCAACCGAGGAAGAAACUGCAUUUUUAUCAGACCUUUUAAAAGAUUUAGAUGAUGAUACUGAAGAUCAGAAUCUAAAUGUCGAUCAAAUGAACGUAAUAAUGAUGGAUUUGAAGAGUGAUAAAUAUCAAACAAAUUUGAAUUAUACUGAAGAUGCCGAGAAUGAUUACACUAAUUAUGCACAUAUUAAUGAUUCUACAUCAACUUUGCUUGAAGUGAGCAAUUCAGAAAAUAAUGCCUCCGCUAAUGAUCAGCAUGUAGAUAAUGAAUUUGACCAUGAUAAUGGUUAUAGGAUGUUCUGCACUAAUGCAGAUGAAAAACAGGAGAAUGUGCAUCUUUUUGAAAAAACCUUUGACAAGAGUGAUAAUACCGAAGAUCAGGAUCUAGCUGUUGAUCAAAUGGACGUAAUAAUGCCGGAUUUGGAAAAUGACAAUGAUCAAAAUAAUUUGGACUGUGUCGAAAACACCGAGAACAAUUACACUGAUUAUGCUCACCUUAAUGAUUCUACAGCAAACUUGCUUGAAGUGAGCAAUUCGGAAAAUAAUGUCUCCGCUAAUGAUCAGCAUGUAGAUAAAGAAUUUAACCAUGUUAAUGGUUGUAGGAUGUUCUGGAUUGAUGCAUAUGAAAAACAGGGGACUGUGCAUCUUUUUGGAAAAUUAUUAAAAUUAUAUCCGGCUUUAGAUAAUGGAAACGAAACUAAUAUUCCAGUCACUAUGGAUGAUGUUUUUGAAGAGAUCGAAUCUCUGAGACAUAAAUACAAAAUUUCUAGAAUAGCUGCCAAAUCUGUUUCGAGAAAAUAUGGGUUUGAGCUGCCGGACGUACCUGUUCAAUCGGAUUAUUUAAAAGUGGUGUAUUCAUUCUCAUACCCAUCAUAUCCAAGCGAUUUGAGUGGAAAAACAUUUAGUCGUAUAUUUGGAGCUCAAUCUUCCGCAAUAGAACUAUUCUUGAUUAAGCGAAAAAUUAAAGGUCCCUGUUGGCUUGAAAUAGAAGAUGCCCAAGAACAAACUACUAAAGUUUCCUGGUGUAAAUAUGAAUUGUUUGUUAAAAAUCCAAAAAAUGUAAAUCCUCUAAAAGAGACUAUACCACUGAAAUCUCCACCAUUGACGAUAAUGACUUUGGACUUACGUACUGUCAUGAAUCAUAAAAAGCAUACAAACGAAAUAGUUGCCUUUAGUGUACGAGUUCAUCCUAAAGUUUUUCUGGAUGGACCAAUUUGCGUAAAAGAACUUCAAUCACUUCAACAAACAUCGAUUAGACAAUUGAGUGAUAAACCGUGGUGGCCCACACAAUUUGAAGAUAUAGUGAGAGGAAACAAAAAUAAGUUAAACUUGACUUUAGAAAAAAAUGAAUAUUCUUUAUUAAAUCGCUUUUUAGCCAUUAUCAAGCAGAAUGAUCCGGAUGUUCUGGUUGGACAUAAUAUCAUUGGGUUCGAACUACCUAUCUUGUUGCAACGAAUGGAAGCAUUGAAAGUUAAAGACUGGUCUUGGAUUGGAAGGCUCCAUAGACAAAUAUGGCCAAAUUCUAGGGUUGGCACAAAUAGUAAAGGCGACAUACCAUUUAUUGAGAAAGAUUCUGUGAGCGGCAGACUGAUAUGUGAUACUUAUCUUAAUGCAAAGGAUCUUGUUAAAUCGAAGAAUUAUUCUUUAACUGAGUUGGCAUCAUCGCAAUUAGGCAUCAAACGAAAAGAUUUUGAUUUUGAAACAACUGUAACAAAAUAUGAACGAGCCGAUAUGUUGUUCGAUUUUAUUCUUCAUUGUCGCUACGAUACUGUUAUCACGUCAGAAUUGAUGUUCACGCUGCAGAUACUACCACUAACUAAACAACUCACGAAUUUAGCCGGAAAUAUUUGGUCUAAAACUCUCACCGGUGCUAGAGCUGUACGCAAUGAAUAUCUACUAUUACAUGAAUUUCAUCAAAAUAAGUUCGUUUGUCCAGACAAGGUUUAUAACAAAUCAAACAUAAAGAAUGCAGAAAAAUCUGUUGGAUAUGAUGAAGAGGGAUCACGGAAAAGGCCGAAGUAUGCAGGGGGGCUUGUAUUAGAACCAAAGAAAGGAUUUUACGACAAAUACGUGGUCAUGUUGGAUUUUAAUAGUUUAUAUCCGUCAAUUAUUCAAGAGUAUAAUAUUUGUUUCACUACAGUUGGACGAACUGGACACGAAACGGACGAUUUACUUCCUAACCUUCCUGAGCCUGACUUGCCUCAAGGAAUCCUUCCUAAACUAAUAGCAAAUCUGGUUAGUAAAAGAAAGUUGGUUAAAAGUUUGAUGAAAGAUCCAAAAGCUUCACUUAGUGAUCUUGCACAAUAUGAUAUUCGUCAAAAAGCUCUUAAACUUACAGCAAACAGUAUGUAUGGUUGUCUGGGCUUUCCACAAUCUCGGUUUUAUGCCAAAGCUUUGGCCAUGUUAAUCACUUCUAAGGGUCGAGAAAUUCUCCAAGAUACUGUUAAUUUGACAGAAAAUGAAGGCGUGGAGGUCAUAUAUGGUGACACAGAUUCAAUAAUGAUCAAUACCAACACCACGGAAUUACAUGAAGCUUCCGAAAUAGGAAAGAUGUUGAAAAAGAAAGUUAACCAACAAUAUAAACUUCUUGAGAUCGAGAUAGAUGGGUUUUUUGAAAAGAUGCUACUUCUGCGAAAGAAAAAGUAUGCUGCCGUUGUUGUAGAAGAAAAUAAUGGCAUUUUGACGCGACAUUACGAGACAAAAGGUAUCGAUCUGGUCAGAAGAGAUUGGUGUGAAUUGGUUCGAGAUGCUUCUAAAUAUGUUUUGGAUCAAAUUUUAUCUUCUUUUGAUCGUACUGUGGUGGUGAAUAAUAUUCACGAAUAUCUGACACAGUUAGGACAUGAAGUUCGUUCUGGGAAAUUCUCUAUUAAUAAGUUUGUCAUAAAUAAGAACCUCACAAAAGCGCCGGAGGCAUAUGCAGAUGUUAAAAGUCAGCCACAUGUGCAAGUUGCAUUACGGAUGAAAAAUAGAGGAAUGAGCGCUCGCCAAGGAGAUACCAUUCCUUACGUGAUAUGCGUUAAUGCAGAUGAAAAUACCAUAGCAAGCAAAGGUCUUGCUGAUAAAGCAUUUCAUCCUGAUGAAAUCCGGAAAGAAGACUCUAAUUUGCAACCUGAUUUUGAAUGGUACUUAAACCAACAAAUUCAUGCCUCCGUUGCUAGAUUAUGUGAACAUAUUGAAGGAACAGGCAGUGCAAAAAUUGCCGAAUGUUUAGGGCUCGAUAAAUCAAAGUUCAUGUCAACACCGAGCAAUAACACAUAUCAUGCAUAUAGCUCUCAAAUUAGUGAUGAUGAGCGCUUUAAAAAUGUCGACAAAUUGAUGAUAAAAUGUAUUCAUUGUCAACAAUCAUAUACAUUUGAAGGGUUCAAUUCUAUAACGGGUCACUUGUUGGAUGAAACUGGAUUUUACUGUGGCAAUCCAAAUUGCAUGAAAGCACUACCAAUUUCAUCAAUACUUGCGCAACUUACCUGCAGCAUUCGGCAUCAAAUAAAAAAAUUUUAUGACGGCUGGAAUAUAUGUGAAGAUCCCACCUGUGGAUAUCGAACAAGAAACAUAACGAGAAAAAGAUGUAUUCAAAGAUGCCAUGGAAAAAUGGUGGCUGAGUUUUCUGAGUAUAGAUUAUUUAAUCAACUUACUUAUUAUGCAAGUUUAUUUGAUGUGGAGAAAAUCGAAAAUACGUCACAAACGCCGUUAAAUAUUG